AUGUCCAAAACCCUCGCAGUCUUUGGAGCCACCGGCCAACAAGGAAGCUCCGUCAUUCACCACGGAAAUACUAUUGCCUACACUGACACCAUCCGCGGCAUAACCCGCGACACCACCUCUCCCGCAUCCCAGAAGCUCGCCGAGAAAAUCUCCCUCAUCCAGGGCGACAUCAGCGAUCCGCACUCGCUCCGCACAGCACUAACAAACGUACAUACCGUCUUCAUAAUGACCAUUCCAAAUUUCAGUCCCAACGCAGUAGAGAUCGAAUACCACAGUGGUAAAACCAUCGUAGACAUCGCUAUCGAGAUGGGAGUGCAAUAUAUAAUCUUCAACACCCUCCCACACGUAACUGCGCUCUCUCACGGUAAAUACACCCACGUCACCGCUUUCGAUGCAAAAGCCCAGAUCGAGCAGUAUAUCCGGAGACGUGCGAUCAAAAGUUCCUUCAUCUCACUCGGUUUCUUUAUUCAGAAUUUUCCAACGCAGGACUUUCUGGUUCCGCGAAAGACGGCGAAUGGAUCAUGGGUGGUGUCUCGAUAUGCGAGUGUGAAAAUGCAGUUUCCGUUACUCGAUGCGGUAGUUGAUGCGGAGAAAUUCGUGGCUGCGAUUCUCGCGGAGCCGGAUAAGUAUCAGGGAAACACUUUCUGUGCCGCGGCGAAGAUUAACUCAAUGGAUGAGAUUGUCGCUGCGCUGUCGAAAUCGAGUGGAAAAAAUAUCGUUUGUGAACAAGUCAGCGAGGAGACUUUCAAGAGCGGUUUGCCUUUUGCGGCGGAGAUGUUUGCCGAUUAUUAUAGCUUCUGUGAGGAAUUUGGAUAUUGGAGUCCGGGAUCUGAGGAGAAGGUUGCGUGGGCAGUAGAAAAUGCGCGCGGGAAAUUGGCGACGUUGGAGGAGUUUUUGGAAGCGCACCCUUAUCAGCUUGAAUGA
Molecule: messenger RNA, 924 nt
Organism: Botrytis byssoidea
Lineage: Eukaryota; Fungi; Ascomycota; Leotiomycetes; Helotiales; Sclerotiniaceae
Exons: 2
Coding region: 1-924 (307 amino acids)
Source: RefSeq, a predicted model, not a curated record